Molecule: messenger RNA, 3052 nt
Organism: Salvia splendens (bonfire salvia)
Lineage: Eukaryota; Viridiplantae; Streptophyta; Magnoliopsida; Lamiales; Lamiaceae
Product: protein FLX-like 2
Exons: 5
Coding region: 1267-2637 (456 amino acids)
Source: RefSeq, a predicted model, not a curated record
UGACAGUUUUUUCUUGAUAAUUGAUGGUUUUCUGUUUCCCGAUCGUCGGAAAGAAGAUGAUAUAGUGUUUUCGGGUUCUCAAUUUUUAGACCGUGGAUUGUGAUUGAGAUGCCUUUUAUGUCGUAUUGGUGCUUCAAUUUGUUUGGGUUUUUGCUGCCUAAGGCCUUCAGGAUUAGUCGCCAAUCGUCUCACAACAAAAUUGGCUUUAAGAUGCAAAUUCUGUUUUUAUGUAAUUUCGAGUUGAUUCAUUUGAUUAGCUUUUAUCUAUACCAGAAAUGAAAGAGUAGGUUAGUAAUAAUUUUUACCAGUGGCCAAGAGUCGUUUGCUCAUGCAUAUAAUUUCUUUCGUUUUUUCCAUAGCAUACAUUUCAGCUGGAGAUUUUCAUUUUCUCCAUAUGCUGUAGCUCUAUAUACCAUCAUCAUCAUUUUUUUUGUAGGAGAGGAAACUUAAUUGUAAUGGAACCUCGAGGCUCAGUUUUUGUAGAAUAAAGUGAAAAUUAAACUUUAAAAAAGGUUAAAAUGUCAUGUUCUGGUGCUGACAGACCGAAGCUUUUUUCAAAGCCUGGCCUGCAUGUUCCUUCACUUCUAAAAUACUUAGGUGUCUUGUUUGAUGUUUGUAUAGUGGUGCCUGCCAAGUUUUCACUUGAAUAAAACCCACCCGUUGGCAUCCCUAAUGUAUGAACUGCACAGGAGUCCUAUCCACUAUUUUAUAUGUGCAUCACAGGCAUUCCAAUGCGCUUAUAUGCAAAUGUGUGCUAGAUAAUGGCCAUGUCCAUGUUGAUCAGUAGCUAUAGCAUGCAAACCCAAACGUGCAUAAGAGAUGCCAUGCCUAUUGACAUUUCCUUCGUCUUAUGGAUCUCUACUUCAGAAUAGAUAUAAAAUCCUUGAUACAUAGGGAAAGAAAGCGUGGGAAGGUGUUCAUAUUGAAAGACUUCAACAACAUUGCAGUCUUGCAGAUCAAUCUGGGGCAAUGUGGACUAUCUUCAGAUAUUAAGUUAUUCUUCUUGCUGACAACUAGUGAAGUAAUGAAAGAAUGAUGUCCAAUCAGUGGGGUUGUUCUAAAUUAGUCUUGCUGGUCCUUAUUUUAUAUGCAGAUAUUUUCCCUCUCUUUUACUUCUUAUGGUUACCCUCUCUGAACUUUCAAAGAUCUGCAUAAUACUAAAAUUAAAUGUAACUAGUUCGUGUAAAUAACUAGGCAUGGGCUAUACUCUGGAGUAGAGAGAAGAGGUUUAUAAAAUUCUUUAGAGGUCAAAGUUGGGAGCUAACUAUGGCAAGUAAAGGGCGAGUCCCUCCUCCCCACCAUCACCGUCCUCUCCCUGGCCCUGGUGCUGGACAUCCUGAUCCAUAUGCUUCUGCAGUUCGUCCACCUGUUGGUGGUUUUCCUCACUUUGAAAUGCUACCUCCUCAUGAACUAAUGGCACAUAAGCUUUCUGCACAGCAUGUUGAGAUAGCAAAACUUGCAACAGAAAAUCAGAGGCUUGCUGCUACCCAUGGUACUCUGAGACAAGAUCUUGCUACUGCCAAGCAUGAGUUGCAAUUAAUACAUGCACACAUUAAUGAUGUAAAGUCUGAAAAAGAGCAACAGACUAGAGGAAUUACUGAUACAAUAUCAAAGAUGGAGUCUGAACUUAAAGCUGCAGAAUCCAUAAAAAAGGAGUUGCAGCAAACACGGACUGAGGCACAAUCCUUGGUUUCUGGAAGACAGGAACUGGUUUCAAAGAUACAGCAGUUGAAUCACGAGCUUCAUAUGGCUCACUCUGAGGCACAACAAAUCCCUCCUCUAGUUGCUGAACUUGAUGGUAUGAGACAGGAGUACCAGCAUUACAGGGGGACUUAUGACUAUGAGAAGAAGUUAUACAAUGACCACCUUGAAUCACUUCAGGUAAUGGAAAAGAACUACAUCGCAAUGUCGAGAGAAGUGGAGAAGCUCAGGGCUGAGCUGAGUACUUCUACAAAUUAUGACCACCGAACUGGAGGGCCGUAUGGUGGUUCCGCUGGAUAUAUUGGAAAUGUUCCUCCAGGGAACUAUGCUUCUGGUCAUGCCUAUGGUGUACAGCAGCAGGGUCAUGGUUCUCAUCUGGGAGGGGGUGCUGGGCUUGGACCUGCUGUGCCAGCUGGUACUGAGGGUAAUUCUCAGCCUGCUCCCUAUGGUUCGGGUAAUGCUCAAGAUGCGUCCAGAGGCCCUUUUUACCCUGCGUUUAGGGGAACUAGUUAUGAUCCCCAGAGGGUACAAACUGGAGCUAGUUAUGGUGCCCAACUGGGACCUACUGGAACAGGUUAUGGUGCCCAACUGGGACCUACUGGAACAGGCUAUGAUGCCCAGAGGGGAUUGGCUCCAUCUGCACACAAUGCCCCUAGGGUACCGGGAUAUGAAGCUCCGAGAGGUCAUAGAUCCGAAACCCAGGAGGGACAAGGUGCCCCUGCUUAUGAUAUCCAAAGAGGCUCAGGAGAUGAAGCUCAAAGGGGAGCUAAUUACGAGACACAAAAGGGCGCCAUCUAUGAUGCAUCAUCCAGAGGUCCUGCAGUCCAUCAAGGACAGGUUUCCAUGAAUAACCAACCUUACCAGCCAACACCGAAUUCUAGAGCUGGUACUGGAUAUGAGGUGCCAUCGCAUGGUGUAAACCCCGCUCAUAGGUGAACUUUAGGCCAUCCUCAGGGUUUAGUGCCUACAGAACUUGCUGAAAGGUCACCUUGUGGAAUUCAUCUGACCAGUGGAUUCUCAAUUUCUGGAGGAGAGCCACGUAGUAAUUAACACUUGAAGCAGGCAACAUGGAGGUGGUGGAUGCACACACACACACACACACUUGCUUCCAUGAAAAGGUGCGGACUCUUUUUUUGAAGUGUUACUCUGUUCACAAAUCAGGCUAUGGAUCAAUUGGCAUUUGAUUGGAGCGCGUUCAACUGUAGAGGAACUCAUUUACUUUCCGUUCAGUAUGUGAAAUUGGUGAAAAUAGUUUUACCCUUAAUUUCACUUAAAUUGAGUUAUGUUUUAUACUAGUAUGUUGUAUUUGAAUGUUUGCCAUUCAGGUAAAGUCAUGCUUGUUAAGUUUCCA